UCACGUGUCAGCCGCUUGGACGCGGACCCAGCUCCUUCCCCUGGUGCGGUUGCUCCUUCCACCACGCUACAGCGAGCGAGCGGGUGCGAGGAGGGAGCCGGGCGUCCCGUCUCGCACCCCGCCGGCACAGGCAGCCCUCCCGGUAGGCACAGGAGAGUGGCGGAGCUUUGCUGGCUUUCGGCAUAAAAACGGUCCAAAGCGCAGGAGAGCGAGUGCUGCUCUGCUCGGCGAGGAUUUCCUCGGUUUCGCUGAAAGGCUGAGGAAUGUCUCACACUAACGACAUCCAGAUGUGCCUACUUGGCAGCCCGCUGCCGAGACAUUACCGACGGGACACAGGAUCAGCGCUAUCAAAUGGGCUUUGAAGAACUGAUUGAAUGAGACAGAAGAUCUCCAGGAAAAGCAUGGACAUUGGUGCCAGGCAGCUCAAACACAGCUUUUAACAGUGCCAGAAACACCACAGAGACAAUGAGAGUUCGUCUCAAAGGGGAUGCGAUCUGUACCCUCCUCCUGCUGGUAGCGCUUUGCUCUUUACUCUACUCCCAGCUGGAACAUUUAGUCCCAGUAGGAAACAAGGAACCAACACAGAAGAAGCCUUCAGGAACGUCAAAAAUAUUCUCUGACGCCAGAGCAUCUUGGAGACUGAUGCCAGCAGAGGCAACGGCACCCAGACCCCCAGUAACUCCUACCAUUAGACGAACAGAAGUGGCCAACAAGAAGGUCCAGACUACAACUGCACCCCCGUUGACUGAUUCUGCCUUCAACUUCAAGCGUUACCUUCUAAACAAGGACAACAGGAACUUCAAUAUCCUCAUUAACCAGCCCAAGAAAUGCAGGAAAAUACCUGGAGGUCCCUUUCUGCUCAUCGCGAUCAAAUCAGUAGUUGAAGACUUUGACAGACGUGAGAUUGUCCGGAAGACUUGGGGCAGGGAGGGUUUGGUGAAUGGGGAGCAGAUCCAGCGAGUGUUCCUCCUGGGAACACCAAAGAACAGGACAGUGCUGGCGACAUGGGAGACCCUGGUCCACCAGGAGAGUCAGGCAUACCGGGACAUUUUACUCUGGGAUUUCGUGGACACUUUCUUCAACCUGACCCUGAAGGAGAUCCACUUCCUGAACUGGGCAGCUGAAUUCUGCCACAAUGUGAAAUUUAUUUUUAAAGGUGACGCCGAUGUUUUUGUCAACGUCGAGAACAUUGUUGACUUCCUUGAGAGACAUGACCCCACUGAGGACCUCUUUGUUGGGGACAUCAUCUACAACGCCCGCCCUAUCCGUGUCCGAAAAAGCAAAUACUAUAUCCCAGAGACCAUGUACGGGCUGAGCAUCUACCCAGCCUACGCAGGGGGAGGGGGGUUUUUGCUGUCCAGCCGUACCAUGAGGAAGCUCUCUAGGGCUUGCAGAGAGGUAGAACUCUUCCCCAUCGAUGACGUCUUUUUGGGCAUGUGCUUACAGAGAAUCAACCUCAAACCAGUUCUGCACGAAGGAUUCAAGACCUUUGGCAUUGUCAAGCCUUCUGCUGCCCCACACCUACAGACAUUUGACCCCUGUUUUUACAAAGAUCUCAUGGUAGUUCACAGUCUGAAAGUUGCCGAGAUCUGGCUAAUGUGGAACCUGCUCCACAGCCCACAUCUUUCCUGUACUCAGAAGAAGCAAGUGAAGAAGCCUUUCCAAUGGAAAAAGAAAGCUCAACCAACCACACAGGCAUCACCCCUCGGGUAACGCAGGCAGACAGACGCAGAUACGCAGAGCAACCAGCUGAGAAAGUGAACCUGGAAUGGUUGCAACCAACCAACCAGACUUUAGAAGUAUUUUAGCACAUCUUAUUUACAAUGUUAAGAAAAGAUGACAAACUGUUGCAGGAAUUUGCCACAAUUCCACAUUUGCACACACCCCCUGUGCAGGUCCUUCUCCAUUAAUGAGUCCAAAUAAUCGUAACAGUAUCUUUAAUUUAUUACUAUUUAUUAGAAUUCUAGUAGUGCUUAGUGGGCCAGUGUCUAAAAGCACAUUGCAAAAUGCAGUCCUUGGAGAUUUUUCAGCAUUGUUGGAAAUGUGAGAAAUGAAAGAAGACAGAGGGUAAGAGAUAACACCAUGGAGCACAGGGAUCGCUGUCAACUUAUUACCUUGACUCAGACUCAUUGAGACAUGACCAAACUACACAGGAACUAGAGUAUAAAAAGAAAUCAAGUCACCUUAGUAUACGCUCAAAUCAAAUCACUGCUGCCUGGUGGGCUUUCUGUAAGCCUCAUAAGAAAAGAAGAACGACUACAUGGGGUCCUACACGUUACAGAUAGGGUGGGCUACAAGAAAACUGGAUGCUGAGGCUGGCGUGGCUGGUUAAGCAAGACACGCGAGUAGAUUACUGGGAAGGGGCAGACUUCCAAAGGGCCUUUAAAGAAAGGACAAGAAGGACUUUGAGUUGAUCCCUCUGAGGUUUGAUUUUUCAUUAUUCGUAGCAACUCCUCAGUUCAAGUAUCUGCUUCAUUGACACACUCGGGACUCAGGGGACCAGAUUUUGGCACUUCCAUGAACUCAGGCUCUCUAUACUAUGGUGACAUGCACUCAGCGAAGACUCAACAUCAUCCAACGGUAUCUGAUCUCUCUCACAGUCUAAUCCAGAUCUUCAGAAGGUUCACAGCUGGAGACAUCCUUUGGCCUUCACUUGUGAGGAUAAAAGCACACGGAGCUGCUACUUGCAUCACAUUUGGGAGCUUCUUUAAAACCAAAGGAAAACUUGUCAAUGGCCUGGGCUGGUUUCUGUAGGCCUCAGUGCUCUUGCCUGGCAUACAGUCAGCUGCAAAGAGCACCCAAGACUCUUCACAUUGCUGCAGGUGUCAUGUGAAGGCAGAAAGUAGUCUUCAGACAGAAAGGGCUUCAGAGUAAAAGCCGUUCUACAUUUAUUGCAAGAAAGCAAAACCACACAGCCAUCUUUCUGCUGGGCUUUCCAAGUUUCAGUCAGCCUGUAGCUUCAAGAGUAUUUUAAGCAACAGACAAGAACACUGGAUUGCUUAGUUUUUCAAAGAAUAGUCAAUACUUCAAAGCUUUUGUUUUUUUCCAGCAGAUUACCUUAAAAGAACAUCCUUUUCUUGGACAUCAAAGAGGGAGUAAAUUCCUCUAAAUCAGGGUUAAAAAGCUAUGAAAUCCACAGGGCAAAGAGCCUGAGUUCACCUGAUACUUCUUUUGCAAUUUUUUCCCCCUCAACAGAACUCCUCUCCAUCAGAGAACCCUCAAUGCCAUCCCUCUUCAGGAGGGCACAUACAGCUCCAAAAAGGAACUACAAUCAGUCAUAAAAGUCCAGGAAACUGCUUUGCCUUGAACAGAGCCUGCGGAGCAUCUGCAUUUCAUAGCUGGGUAUAACCCUCCUGCUACCCAGCAGCAGACCAGGCUUGGUACUCAUGUUAACUAUGCACAACACAGAGGAAAGCAAGCUGGUAAUAGCUGUUGGUGGGCUGUUAAUACCAGUCUUACAUGUUAUCUUCAUCGUAAGGGUUUAUGCCUUACGAUAAUGUAUUUCCCAGGAAAGGUCAGCUAGAAAUCAAGAAAUUUCUGUUUUAUUUCCAUAUAUAUAUAUAAAGAAAUUUCUAUUUUAUUUCCAUAUAUAUAUAUAAAGAAAUUUCUAUUUUAUUUCCAUAUAUAUAUGGAGAAAUCAAGGGACCACAUGUUGAUCUGGGAUAUUUUCAGCAACGCAAUCCUGACAUACAAAAUGCUCACGUGGGCUUUCCAAGGAGCUCUGUUGGGUGUGGAAAUAAGCCAGAGCCUCGCUGGUGGAAGCCAGCCAGCCACGUCCCCGUCUGCUAACACGUGUGACAUGUAUUUAUGAGCUUGUACAGAAAUGUAUUAUGUGUGAUUAGUUUACAGUUUGGGAAAUUAUUUAUACCAUAAUUAAAAGCCAGCAUGCAGACAUGCCUCCAGUUGUCAGAGUGAGUCUGUCAAGUUCACCUGCACACGCGUUGUAAGACUAACACCAGAGGUAUUUUUCAUGGAGACAGCAACAUAAACAAUACAUUUUUGUUAUUUGGGAUAACUUGCGCUGAAUCUUUCCUUAUGUCAG
Messenger RNA from Falco peregrinus (peregrine falcon), 4042 nucleotides. It is a transcript of the gene B3GNT9, whose product is annotated as UDP-GlcNAc:betaGal beta-1,3-N-acetylglucosaminyltransferase 9. NCBI's taxonomy places the organism in Eukaryota, Metazoa, Chordata, Aves, Falconiformes, Falconidae. The record is from RefSeq and is a predicted model, not a curated record. The coding region runs from base 466 to 1713 and encodes 415 amino acids. Gene Ontology annotation, molecular function: hexosyltransferase activity. The transcript has 3 exons. Gene Ontology annotation, cellular component: membrane.